Messenger RNA from Megalopta genalis, 2854 nucleotides. NCBI's taxonomy places the organism in Eukaryota, Metazoa, Arthropoda, Insecta, Hymenoptera, Halictidae. The record is from RefSeq and is a predicted model, not a curated record.
AACACCAUUCUGUAAGAAAUGCGAGCGCGUCGUGACUUAAACUUAACCUAUUCCAGAAAGUAGUUUCGCCAAACUUGCAACGAAAGCCAACAUUAGUUGCAGACUAUCAACAAGAAACUGUAAAAUGUUGGGUUUAUAAUCUGAAUUUAGCAACUGUCUAAAAGAUCUCGCAAUAUGUCAAUGCUCGCGGAACAGCGUCGGAAACAAAAAUGGACAUUAAAUCCACGAGGAAAACAAUGGAGCGACGAUCCCAACAAAUUUGGUCAGAAAAUGUUGGAGAAAAUGGGCUGGACGAGCGGCAAAGGACUCGGCGCAAACGAACAAGGCAUGACGAAGCAUGUGCGUGUAUCUUUAAAAAACGACACAUCAGGUAUCGGAUUUAAAAACAACAAUUUGGAUAAAGCAUGGACCGAACAUCAGGAUGGUUUUAAUAGUUUCUUGCAACAGCUCCAAAAUAGUCAAGAUGAUAAUAUAGUCCAAGUGGAAGUUAAAACUGAAUCAGGUGAAAAGUCUUUGGAGUUAAAAUCUAAGCAAAGCCGAGCUCGGGUUCACUAUCACAAAUUCACAAGGGGAAAGGAUGUAAAAAGAUACAGUUCAAAAGAUCUGGCAAACAUAUUUGGUCAGAAAGAAUUAAAUGGAAGUGAAAAUACUAAUGAAAACGGAAAUAAUCAGGAAAAUUUUGAUUCAGAUCCCCUCGGUAAGCAAGAAAAUAGAGGUGGUGUUAUUACCAUAUACGGUGGUAAUAUGGCAGAAUAUUUUUCGAAAAAGAGUCAAAAUAUUUCCUUAACACCUAAAAGAAAAAUGCGGCAAGGAAGUACUUCAGAAAGCGAACCCGAGUAUGCUGGGUUUGGCUUCGCAUCAACUCCUACACAAUCUUCUAACGAUGCUAAAGAAAAUAAAGAAACCGAAGGUUCUUGUAAUUAUGCUUUUGAAAAUCCGUGUUUACGAGUAAACAGCCCGGAAAAUAUUUCAAAUACAAACACUGAGUUAAAAUCUUCAAAUAAGAGGAAGAUUUCGGAUGACUAUGAAUUAAGCAUAAAUGAUAAUUGUAAAGAUUUGAAAAACCAUAUCAAAGAUGGUUACAAAAAUGCUUUUGUAAAUCCUGCUUUAAAUUUAGAACCUACAAACGAUGAAGUUUAUAAUGGAAAAGAAUUUGAAGUAUCGAGAAUGCAAUUUGGCGUUGCGAAUUCUGCCUUAGACUUACAGGAUGAAGUAGUUAACAAAAAGAGAGUAACGUUUAAUGACCAUGUAGAAUACAGUACUGACUGUGUGAAAAAAAAGAAAAAGAAGAAGGAGAAAGUUAUGCUGGACAAAUUUGAAGUUGAGAAUAAAAAAUCUAAAAAGAAAAAGAAACAAGACAAUGUUAAUAGUUCCGCAUCAUCGGGUAUUAUUAAUGAAGCUUUAGAUGUUGAAGAAGUAGCUGAAGAAAUUAAUGAUAAUGAAAUUAACGAACGCAAGAGCAGUAGACCUAAAAAGAGGAAAAGUAACCACCGAUUAAGUUUACAAACAAUAGUGGAAAUACCAGAAGAAGAUAAAGAAGCUGAUGAUCAUGAAAUUAUAACAAAGAGACUUAAAGUUGAUGAGAAUGUAAAUGAUGAUGACCUAUCUCAGAAGAAUUUUUCGAACAAAAAAGGAAGGAAGAAGAAAAAGAAGAAGGAGAAAGCUGAGGAAAAAAUGAAAACUGUCGAUGAGGAUAAUAAAAUUGAAAAUGUCGAAGAAAAAGAUAAUAGAGAAACAAAAGCAGAAUUUUGUGAGGAAGUAGAUGAUACUCCAAAAGAACAAGAUCAAGAAAAUUUAAAAGUAAAAGAAAAGAAGAAGAAAAAGAAGGGUAGUGAAAGAAACAACGAAAUUGAUGAAAGUAUGAACGACGAUGGAAUAGAGACCAAUAUCGCUGAAUGUACGGAACAAGAAACUAUAAAAACAGAAGAAACUGUAAAAAUAAAUAAGAAAAAGAAAACAAAGGAUGUGGAUAAAAGCGAUAUUAAUGUAGAUGUAGAUAUAAAAUCGAAGAAAGAAAUUUCUGACAAAGAAAAUAAAAAUCAUAACUUUGUAAAUAUUUCCAAGGAAGAAAAACCAAAGAAAGAGAAACAUAAAGAAUCCGUGAUCAGUGAAGAAUCUACUCAUACGAUGGAAUCUGUAAAUGUAGAAUGUGCAGAACCAACGGAAAAUACGAGUAUCGCUUGGCGAUAUAACAAAUUCUAUCGAUAUAAAACUCCUACAUCUUGGAAGCCGAAAGCAAUCACAUCAAAGAAUAUAUUAACAUCGCUGUUACAUCGAAACUCUGUUGCACAUUUUCCAGGAGCUAAUGUAGAUGAAAUUAAGGGGUAUGGUAGUAAUAUAUAAUGAAGAAUAAAUCAAUUUCUUAUGAAAAGUUCAAUGUUUUAAUAAUGUUGUAUAGAUCCAAAUUUAAUUCAAUUAUAUGCAGUGUGUAUUUUCAAAUAUCAAUCACUGUACUUCGGGUGUUUCCAGUGACUUAUCAACGAAAUGUUUUCAACAAAAGUUAGCCACCCGUCACACACACACACACACACACAAUCUAUUACACAUUUGUAUGUUAAUAAUUUCCGAGAUGGUUGUGGCUUUUUUAAUUGAUACCAUACUAUUUUAAAUCGCAGAAUAAUAAAAAAACCAUACUAUUAUACUGAUCUUCAAAUGACCUUGAAUUAAGAAAUUGAUCAAAUAUUUAUUUGAUACGUUAACACAAAUGUUUGAAAAUAUUACUGGAUACAUCCUGUAUGCAACUGACUCUGCUACAGUAAUCCAUAAUAAUUUGUAUUAUUGAGCAGUAAUAGUACAUAAUGUAUUUUGUAAACAUAAGGAAUAAAUUAUAUAAAUAUUUUUGAUAAUAAUAGGA